AGAGGGAAGCGAUCUUACUUUCAUCGGUAAAACCGAAUCAUCGCUUCCCGAGCAAAAAAGUGCACGCGCGAACCGAAACAUCGCUUAAAUAAUGCAACGCGUAGAGCUCUGAGUUUGCUCCCUCUUUCUCCUAUCUUCCCACCAUCAUCCCGUUCUCCAUCUACCAGAAAUACUCGGUAUGACUACCCCCCAACCGGCCAGCUCCCCUAAGCCAUCCUUCGGCUAUGCCAAGGCAGGAAGACCUCGCAAGCGCCCCCACCCCAAUCAGAGGGAGGGAGUUUGCCCUGUUAAGGAAUGCCAACGUAGUUUCACGCACCGGUACGUGUUUGCCCUAUCCAUUUUUCUGUAUGGAAAUUCUGACACUACGGGUAGCCUCAAUCCCAAGCAAGCCGUCUGGCAACAUUUGGGCUACUACCUAAGUCCUCUGCAUGCAUUUUUCCCCACCUCCGAAGCGCAUAUCCAAAUGCAUGAACAAAUGAAAGCGGAAUCGGCCAGCAUGAGACUUUCGGGUGAGUGCACGUCGUUCGGUGGACCCCUUUUUGGUCUAACUCGAGAUAAUCCUAGAGAACGAGAAGAGAGAGCGGCAGAAGGAAAGUAAGAAAAAGUGGGUGGAAAAGAAUAAGGAAAAGAGAGCUCUUUCCCUGAAAAAGUCAAAUCUCAGAAAGAAAGCAAAGAAAGAGUUGAAGAAGGAGGGAAAGGAGCUGACGAAACAGGCUGUGGAGGAAUUGGUGGAAAAAUGGCAUGCACAGGAGUAAAGCCGGGGAACAGGAAAUCGAAAUUUCAUGCUCAAAUCGUAUGAAGCAAAAAUGUAUCAUUUAGGUUAGGAGAGUGCUUGUUUGAUAAUAAUAAAAAAUUAAAUACGAAAUGUUCCCCGCGCGGGUACGGUAGCUGCUUAAACCAGAAGGCCGUUGGUCCGGGGCAGAAUACUACCCGACCGGCACCACUCCCCACAGGAAGAGAUAACCCAGUUGACGCGAUGAAUACCAGAAUCGCUUUCAUACCAGUAUGAAAAGAUUUAUUCGAUGGGCACAGGCGCCGCUACGUGGAUUUUUUACCUCUGGAUUUCUAUCCUUUGCAUACCGCCGUAUCUAGUACCUGUUGAGGCUACAUCACUCGCCGCAACAUCCAGGAGGCCCGACGUAGUACCAAGCACAAGGAAGCGGAAUCAGGAGAGAGGAGCGAGACCGACUAAUUAUUGGGGGGAUAUGCGAUGGUUGGAAAACGCUCACGGCCGCCAUGAGGCUACGGUACCAU
Messenger RNA from Tuber aestivum (summer truffle), 1254 nucleotides. NCBI's taxonomy places the organism in Eukaryota, Fungi, Ascomycota, Pezizomycetes, Pezizales, Tuberaceae. The record is from the annotation of a GenBank genome assembly.